CCCUGGCUUCACAUGUUCCGGCAUCCCGCCUUUGAGAUAUCUUCAGACAUGGAAUCCCGCUUCGGCGUUUCUCGGGAAGAGCUGUAUAACCUGCAAAUGGAGCUGAAGCAGGUCCAGUAUGCCCAGGCCAACUACUCAGAACGGAUUCUGAGGCUAGAGAAGCGUCAAGCAGACGAUUCCGCCAUAAAGUCGGUAUGGAAUUCACCAUUUCCGGGAGUCCUGGCUGGAACGCCACAGCAUGUCCAAAUUCCCCAAAAUGAUGUCUUUGACGACUUGGAUGAACAGGGCGAGCAGUUGCUUGGCUCUCUGCAUUUAGGCCCUGCGGAAGAGGAGCCGGUUCGCCGCGGCGGCGCAGCUUCGCGAGCAAACAGCGUCCGAUUUGAUGAAAGCGCUUUGCAUGGAUCAAGCUGGGCCGCCCAAAACAAUCGUCACUCAGGAGACUUUGGCCAAGUCCGUCCGGGCACCGGUUUCAUGAUGGAACGGUCACUGUCACACAAGUCAGACGGCAGGCAUAGCUCGGCAGGGCACUCGGUGCAUUCUCACCAUUCUGUAGCGUCAGGCCGAGCUAGCAGCAUCGGCCUCGACACCAACUUUGCCACUGGCGAUGAAGAUGAUGACGACUCUUCCUUUGAUAUGCCUGGGCUUCCAGCCUCUGUCUAUGUCCUAGGGACUGUUCCAUCCAUUGUCCGCUGCUGGUUGACUACAGACUAUGCCCACGGGACGCUGCUCUACGCGGAUAUUUGUACCGGGUCGCAAAAGUCUACAAUUGAAUAUUCGCUUGUCAAAGAGCUAGACUUGCUGAGCGAAUUCCACCGCGACGCCAGUGGAGCUUAUAAAGCUAGAUUGGAUGUGUACCUUGCAGAAGCUGUCAUUACGCGCCACAGCAGCCGGUCAGAUUCGGCCGCGGGAUCAGUGCCCUCGAUGUCGGUUUGUUUUGAAAUCUGUGGUGGCAGUGGUGGCGAUGCAGCCAAAUCAAAAGCGGUUCGCAUAUUCAUUGGCAGCGAUGCCCUGAGAGCGCAUGCAGCCGACGUCCUCUUCUCUCAGAAUACGAUGGUACUCUACAGUAACGAGCGAGAUCGACUGCGGGUUCCCUUCAUUCGCCCUGAAGACGAGGAAGUAUUCCGUCACAUAACUACCAGCAUUGCUGCGCCGGAACGACCAAAGCUGAAUGCCAAUGCUGCACCGUUCGUCUUUGGGGAGAGCAAUAGGACCGACAGUGAGGAAAAAAUAGCACCAACGCCAACGACAACCACAGCUACGGCCACAGCUACCCCUACAUCCACCACAGCAGCGACUAAAGAGCUGGGAAGCAGCGAGACAAGAAGCCAGGCGUCACCCGCGACGUCACAUUCCGAGCCCUCGGGCCGUGUUCGAGCGAAUAGUGUCCCCGAUUAUGAAGAGGAAACGGAAAAAUCUACAAGAGAUGCCAGUGGCUCUGAGCGUCGGACAAGAGAUGGAUCAAGUGCGUCUGAAGCUUCGCGGCGAGAACCGUCAGGAGGCAUCUGGGGCUCCUGGCGCAAUCCCAAUGGCAACGGAACAGAUCAGCGCGAGACUGGACCAUUGAGCGGAUACCAGCCCGCGCCUCGAGGGCGUGCCAUGAAGAUCCUCAAAGCCCCAAAGUCCAGCUCGUCUUCUGCGCGCACAGGAGCGUCGUACGAGCCUCCCAUCCCAUCCAAGUCUGAGCUUGGUCGGCGCAAGAGCCAGGUUAGCAUGAGCGGCGAAAGCACCACCACAGUAGCAGCCAACGGUGGCAUUAAAUGGGAGACCAAAAAGCCAGCGACGACGAGCGAAGGCAAGGGCCACGAGGCGGCAAAGCCCAACUCGGCUUCUGGUGGUCGGGCGGCUUCGGGUUCGGUGUCGUUGCCAAGGUCGGCGAAUAAUCCUGUCGGAGUAGCGUCAGCCUUUUCGUGGAUGACACCACCGGGAACAGCAAAGUCUACCAAGACGACGACUGCGGCAGAGUAAAGCGCCUGGAGUUGCG
Messenger RNA from Trichoderma atroviride IMI 206040, 1981 nucleotides. The record is from RefSeq and is a predicted model, not a curated record. NCBI's taxonomy places the organism in Eukaryota, Fungi, Ascomycota, Sordariomycetes, Hypocreales, Hypocreaceae.